GUAUCAAGAAAGCUAGCAGUAAACAUGAGUAAAACUAGAGGAAAUAAACCCAUCAAUGAACUAACUACGGAAGAACUGAUUGCUAAAGUAUGUUCUGAAUUCACUGAUAAAGUUCAAAAAUCUUUCAAUAUGCGAUUUGAUGAGCUCGACAAGAAACUGAAUUCCAUAAAUGGUACCCUUACUAAUAUUAAAAAUAGCGUUCAAAAUAAUCAAGAAGCUAUCGUUGUGGCUGAUGAAAAGAUAGAACGUCUAGAGCAAUCAAUUAAGGAAAACUCACUCAGAAUUUAUGGCUUAGUAGAGGAGGAAGAAGGAGUUUCUGUUUUGGAGCAUGUUAUUGAAUUUUUCAACUCACAGCUGAAGGUAAAUUGUUGCAUUGAAGACUUUGAUUGUGUUAUGCGAAUUAAUCGGCGGGACGACAACGAGAACAAACCUCGAGUAGUGAUUGUAAAAUUCUUGAGUAAUGUUAAAAAAACACAAGUCUUCAGUGCGAAGACAGAGCUGAAAAAUAAUGGGGUGUCAAUUUUCGAAGAUCUGACGAAGAAAAAUUUUGCUCUGCUUACAAUGGCCAAAAAUAAAUUCGGAAAGAAGCAUGCAUGGUCCCAAGGAGGGAAAUUUUAUUUUCACAAUGAGAAAGACAGGAAGAGGUGCUCGGUGAACUGUGAAGGAGAUAUACAAUCUCAUUAA
Phaedon cochleariae (mustard beetle) is the source of this 684-nucleotide messenger RNA. The record is from the annotation of a GenBank genome assembly. Lineage: Eukaryota; Metazoa; Arthropoda; Insecta; Coleoptera; Chrysomelidae.